Equus quagga is the source of this 927-nucleotide messenger RNA. Its product is annotated as olfactory receptor 4P4-like. Lineage: Eukaryota; Metazoa; Chordata; Mammalia; Perissodactyla; Equidae. Gene Ontology annotation, molecular function: olfactory receptor activity; G protein-coupled receptor activity. Gene Ontology annotation, cellular component: membrane. The transcript has a single exon. Bases 1 to 927 code for a protein of 308 amino acids. Gene Ontology annotation, biological process: G protein-coupled receptor signaling pathway. The record is from RefSeq and is a predicted model, not a curated record.
AUGGGACAUGAGAAUAUCACAGAAUUUAUCAUCCUAGGACUUUUUAGUGAUGAGGCUGCAAAGGUUGCCUGCUUUGUCCUGUUCUCUCUUUGCUAUAUCACAAUUCUCUCAGGAAACCUGCUCAUUCUUCUCACCAUCAGGGUCAGCCACCUCAGUGAGCAGCCUAUGUACUUUUUCCUCAGCUACUUGUCCCUCAUGGAUGUCUGCUUCACCUCCACGGUGGCCCCCAAACUGAUCACAGACUUACUGGCCCAGCAGAACGCCAUCUCCUACAACAGUUGCAUGUCCCAGAUGUUUUACGCCCACUUCUUUGGCGCCACAGAGAUCUUCAUCUUGGUGACCAUGGCCUAUGACCGCUAUGCAGCCAUCUGCAGACCCCUUCACUAUAUGGUCAUCAUGAGCAGACAGGUAUGCUAUGUCCUUGUGAUGGCCUCUAUUAUCGGAGCAUUUAUCCAUUCAUUCAUGCAAGUAUUGAUUAUUAUUGAGCUUCCCUUCUGUGGCCCCAAUCAGAUAGACCACUACUUCUGUGAUGUAUUCCCCUUGCUGAAGCUGGCCUGUAUGGACACCAGCUUGUUAGUCAUUGCAAUCAUUUCCACUACAGGGGUGUUGUCCAUUUUGACCUUUGUUACCUUGGUCAUUUCUUACAUCAUCAUCCUGUCCACCCUGAGGACCCAUUCCUCCGAGGGCCGCCGCAAAGCCCUCUCCACCUGUGGCUCCCACAUCACUGUCGUGUUCAUGUUCUUCUUGCCCCUCAUCUUCACCUAUGCCCCCACAGCUUAUUCUGUCAGUAAUGACAAGAUUUUUGCCCUAUUUUACACCAUGAUUGCCCCCAUGUUCAACCCUCUUAUCUACACACUGAGAAACGAAGACAUGAAGAAUGCCAUGAGGAGAGUGUGGUGCAGAGAGAAACUGUUUGAAGGGAAAUGA